UCAGCUCCCACUCACUCGUACACCAUCGGUAUAUAUCUCUUUUUCUAUGGCAGAAGAGAACCCACAAGACCCACCUCCGCAACCUCGACCUACAAUGACCCAAGGUAAACCAAUUCCAAAACACAUGGCGUCCACCCCUGCCACAGGAAACGCCCGCCGUACCCUCUGCUCAUGCACUACCGUCUUCCUUCUCUUGGCUGGAAUCACCGUCCUGACUAUCUGGCUCAUUUACCGUCCCUACAAGCCUCGGUUCAACGUGGUUGGGGCCGCCAUCUACGACCUCAACAUCUCCUCCCCACCUUUCGUCUCCACCUCCAUGCAGUUCACCAUCCUCACCCGAAACCCCAACAAAAGAGUCUCCAUCUUCUACGACAGGCUAACCGCCUACGUUUCCAACAGGAACCAGCAGAUAACCCUACCGGUGGACUUGCCACCGCUCUUCCAAGAAACAAAGAGCACGGUGGCGCUGUCACCGGUCUUAGGUGGCUUCCGAGUGCCAGUGUCGGCGGAGGUGGUGAACGGGCUGGGGAUGGAUGAGUCCUACGGAGUGGUGGCGUUGAAAGUAGUAUUAAUCGGAAGUUUGAGAUGGAAGGCGGGAGCAAUAAGGACGGCCAAGUAUGCGGUAUAUGUGAGAUGUAAUGUCAUGGUGGGUUUGAAGAAGGGUUUGGUAGGGCAGGCGCCCUUGCUUGACGCUCCUCCUUGUAAAGUUGACAUAUGAAAUGUCAAUUAACUACGUAGAUCAAUGUAAUUAAGGCUUUAAACUAGAAGCCUUUAAUUUCUCCCUUCUUUUGCAUGUUCUGUUUCAAUUUUGUUAACUUUUUUUUAUAUUAAUCUUUUAGUAUUAUUCAAUAUUCAGAAAUCAUAUUGACGCCUGAUUAAUUCGGAAUUAAGUUGGGUUAGACCU
This is a messenger RNA of Rubroshorea leprosula, 904 nucleotides long. NCBI's taxonomy places the organism in Eukaryota, Viridiplantae, Streptophyta, Magnoliopsida, Malvales, Dipterocarpaceae. The record is from the annotation of a GenBank genome assembly.